This is a messenger RNA of Marmota monax (woodchuck), 4598 nucleotides long. It is a transcript of the gene Ptprc, whose product is annotated as protein tyrosine phosphatase receptor type C. The record is from RefSeq and is a predicted model, not a curated record. Gene Ontology annotation, molecular function: protein tyrosine phosphatase activity; protein binding. The transcript has 32 exons. Gene Ontology annotation, biological process: protein dephosphorylation; negative regulation of protein kinase activity; positive regulation of peptidyl-tyrosine phosphorylation. Lineage: Eukaryota; Metazoa; Chordata; Mammalia; Rodentia; Sciuridae. The coding region runs from base 168 to 3998 and encodes 1276 amino acids.
GUAAGUAAAACCGAAUCUGACAUCACCACCCUCUAGUUGCUAGCUCCAUGUAGCUGGCAAGUGGUUUGCUCUUGGGGUAGCAGAGGAGGAAAUUGCUCCCCGUCUGAUAAAACAGCAGUGAAGCGGGGACGCAUGCUGUUUCUUAGGGACACGGCUGAUUUGCAGAUAUGACCAUGUAUAUGUGGCUUAAACUUUUGGCAUUUGGCUUUGCCUUUCUGGACACACAAGUGUUUGUUACAGAAGGACUGAACAUCACAGAAAUUUCCAGUGUUCUGCCUCCAACUAGCCCCUUACUGACUUCCACCACUAUCCCCUCACUCGCAAGCAUCUCUGAAAGAGAAAAUGACUCAUCAGAGACCACAUCUUCUCCUAGUCCAGGUGAUCCAGUCUCACAGACGACUGCCCCACCCACGCACACCGACUCGCAGGCGCCCUCUUCUGGAGGAACUGACCCUCAGACACUCAGCAGCACGGCUGUGCUUACCACACUCAUGACUACUCUGAGCAGGCCUGAUCCUUCAGGUGUCCCCGAUGGGAGGAGACUAAUCAGCACCAUUCCUGCAGACACAGCCUUCACUCCAGCAGUCACCCGCACACCUGCAUACAACAGCUCUGCUGUCUUACCUGCACACACCACCAACAUCAGCACCACAGAGAACUCCUCAGGUUCUGACAAUACAACCCCAGAAGCCCAUUCGACCAUUCCAUGGAGCACUGCCCCUCCAACCACAACAAAAGUUGCUACUACAACUAAACCAACAUGUGAGGAAAAAUACAAGGACAUCUCUGUGAAUUAUAAAUAUGACAAAUCUAAUAAAUUAUUUGUGGCAGAGCUGAAUGUUAAAGAUAAUGUGUCAUGUAACCUUCAAGAAUGUGAACCAAUAUUGCAAAAUCUACAGGGAUGUUACAAUGGUGAAUUGAAUAUAUCACAUUCUUCAUGUAUUGCUCCACCUAAAGUGUUACAAUUAGAUGUACCACCAGAUCUUGAAAAGUUUAAGUUAGUUAGUUGCACACCAGGAGAAGCAGCAAAUACUUCCAUUUGUUUAAAAUGGGAAGAAAAACCUGCUUGUGGUGAAGAGAAAUUUGACUACAGAUAUCAAUGUGGUAAUUUGACAUCUACUAAGAAAGAAGCACAAUUUAAAGACCUUCUUCCGAAAAAAAACUAUAGUUGUACAUCAGAAGUGUUAUAUAAUGGCAAUUCAUAUACUAAUGACAGUAUAUUUAUUGAGACAGAUUUUGGAACUCCAGGAAUGCCUCAGAAUCUUUCUUGCCGUGGUGAAAGUGAUGAAAAAGGAGUAAUUUGCUGGAAAUCCCCAGAAAGUGGGUUCACUCCCAGUGGAUUUGUUCUUUGUCAUGAGCUCAAUUCAGGAGAAAAAUGUGUCACUCUGGAGAUGAACCAAAGCAAAUAUGAUUUGAGAAAUUUGAAACCCUUUCAAAAAUAUAGUGUAUCAUUAUACGCCUUUGUCAUUGCAAAAAUACAACGUAAUGGAAAUGCUACUCGGUGUGAAUUUCAAACCCAAGCAGGAUAUCCAACCGAGGUCCAGAGAUUGAGUGUCACCCAGAUGGGAGACAACAGUUUAUCUGUCAAAUGUUCACAACCUAAAGAGAUAAAUGGCCCCAACAAUGGAAGCUACUACUUGGAAGUCAAAACUGGAGGUAGUCUCAUGGAAAAGAAAGACAAAAAAUGUGAAUUCUAUUUACAUAAUCUUUACUAUUCAACAGAAUAUGAGUUGAAGGUCUACUUCAACAAUGGAAUACUUUCUGGAAAGCCUGUUAUUAAGCAUCAUUCAACAUCUUAUAAUUCUAAAGCACUGAUUGCCUUUCUGGCAUUUCUGAUUAUUGUGACAUCAAUAGCCCUGCUUGUUGUCCUCUAUAAAAUCUAUGAUCUGCAUAAGAAAAGAUCUAGCAAUUUAGAUGAAGCACAGGAACUUGUUGAGAGGGAUGAUGAAAAACAGCUGAUGAAUGUUGAACCAAUUCAUGCAGACAAUUUGUUGGAAACUUAUAAGAGAAAAAUUGCUGAUGAAGGACGACUUUUUCUCGCUGAAUUUCAGAGCAUUCCACGGGUAUUCAGCAAGUUUUCUAUCAAGGAUGCUCGAAAGCCUUUCAACCAAAAUAAAAACCGUUAUGUUGACAUCCUGCCUUAUGAUUAUAACCGUGUUGAACUCUCUGAAAUAAAUGGAGAUGCAGGGUCAAACUAUAUUAAUGCCAGUUAUAUUGAUGGUUUCAAAGAGCCCAGGAAAUAUAUUGCUGCACAAGGCCCCAGGGAUGAAACUGUGGAUGAUUUCUGGAGGAUGAUCUGGGAACAAAAAGCCACUGUUAUUGUCAUGGUCACUCGAUGUGAAGAAGGAAACAGGAACAAGUGUGCAGAAUACUGGCCGUCAAUGGAAGAAGGCACACGGGCUUUUGGAGAUGUUAUUGUAAAAAUAUAUGAGCACAAAAAAUGUCCAGAUUAUAUCAUUCAGAAACUGAGCAUUACAAAUAAAAAGGAGAAAACCACUGGACGAGAGGUGACACACAUUCAGUUUACCAGUUGGCCAGACCACGGGGUGCCUGAAGAUCCCCACCUGCUCCUCAAACUGAGAAGGAGAGUGAAUGCUUUCAGCAACUUCUUUAGUGGCCCCAUUGUGGUACACUGCAGUGCUGGUGUUGGGCGCACAGGCACCUACAUUGGAAUUGAUGCCAUGCUAGAAGGGCUGGAAGCAGAGGGCAAGGUGGAUGUUUAUGGUUAUGUCGUCAAGCUCAGGCGACAGAGGUGUCUCAUGGUUCAAGUGGAGGCACAGUACAUCUUGAUCCAUCAGGCCUUAGUGGAAUAUAAUCAGUUUGGAGAAACAGAAGUAAAUUUGUCUGAAUUACAUCUGUGUCUGCAUAACAUGAAGAAAAGAGAUCCUCCCAGUGAGCCAUCUCCACUGGAAGCUGAAUUCCAGAGACUUCCUUCAUACAGGAGCUGGAGGACACAGCACAUUGGAAACCAAGAGGAAAAUAAAAAGAAAAACCGGAAUUCGAAUGUCAUUCCGUAUGAUUUUAACAGAGUGCCACUGAAACAUGAACUGGAAAUGAGCAAAGAGAGUGAGCAUGAUUCAGAGGAAUCCUCUGAUGAAGAAAGUGACUCAGAAGAAACGAGCAGAUAUAUCAAUGCAUCUUUCAUUAUGGGUUACUGGAAACCAGAAAUGAUGAUUGCUACUCAAGGACCAUUGAAAGAGACCAUUGGUGACUUCUGGCAGAUGAUAUUCCAAAGGAAAGUCAAGGUUAUUGUCAUGUUGACGGAACUGAAUCAUGGAAACCAGGAAAUCUGUGCUCAGUACUGGGGAGAAGAAAAGAAAACAUUUGGAGAUUUAGAAGUUGAUCUGAAGGACACAACCAAACAUUCAACUUAUACUCUCCGUGUAUUUGAAUUGAGACAUUCCAAGAGGAAAGAGCCUAGAACCGUGUACCAGUACCAGUACACCAACUGGAGUAUGGAACAACUUCCUGCAGAUCCCAAAGACUUAAUUUCCAUGAUUCAGAUUCUCAAACAAAAACUAUCCAAGAAGAAUUCCACUGAAGGGAAUAAGUACACCAAGAGUGUGCCUAUCCUAAUUCACUGCAGAGAUGGAUCUCAGCAAACAGGAAUAUUUUGUGCUUUGCUAAAUCUCUUGGAAAGUGCAGAAACCGAAGAGGUAGUGGAUGUUUUCCAAGUAGUGAAAUCUCUACGAAAAUCUAGGCCAGGAAUGGUUUCCACAUUUGAGCAAUACCAGUUCCUAUAUGACAUCAUUGCCAACACCUACCCUGCCCAGAAUGGACAAGUAAAGAAAAACAGCAAUCAAGAAGAUAAAGUUGAAUUUGAUAAUGAAGUGGACAAAGCAAAGCAGGAUGCUAAUUGCGUUCAUCAAGCUGGUGCCCCAGACAAGACCCACCAAGGAAGCAAAGAGGUGGAAGGUGCUGAACCCACAAGUGGCACCGAGGGGCCAGAACAUUCUGCCAAUGGUCCUGCGAGUCCAGCUUUAACUCAAAGCUCAUAGGAAAAGACGUACAUGGGGCAACUCAAAGCCUGUGCUAGCUGUUUUCUGUUUUUCUAGAAGUGGGAGGGAAAAAUAGGAAGACAUUGGACUGAUGAUCAAAGUGCACUGGACCAAUGUUUGGGGGAAGAUGCUAUUUUACCACUGUGGAAAAAAUAUUUAAGCCAGUUUUGCUAAGAUGUUUUGUACAGUGUUAUGCUUAUUUUAAAAUAUUACCUGUCGUUCAGCAAAAACAACUUCUUAGUAGUCUUCAUGUGUGUGUGUUUGAAUACCUGAUGGUGGACAGGUAGAGCUUUCAAAUGAAUUUAAAUGCUCUUGAGAAACUUUGCAUAAAACUUUUUUUUUUCUGAAGAAGAAAAAAAACCCACACUUUUUAUUGGAACUGUUAACUUAGCUUGAAAGAUCUAUUUUUAAGACAUAAAUUGCAUGUGUACUCUGUAUAAGAUUAGCAACAUGUACAUUUCUAGAAUGACCUCAAGAUGUCCUCCUUGUUCUACUCUGAUAUAUCUUAUAGUUCACUAUUUUACUUAGAGUACAUAAAAGUAGCAUGUGUGUGUAUAGGUACUACAAGAAAGUUAACCAAAUUAAAAUUUGGAAAUCUUA